AUGUCUUUCCAGCAAUACGACCAGUUCCAGGGCCAGCCCGUCGGCGGCGAACAGCAGCAACAGCAGCAGCAGCAGCAGCAAAUGACCCCGCAGCCCGACAUGUCCCAGCAGAUGGGCCAGCCGAUGGAUACUUCUGGCAACGGCUUUCCUCAAGGCCAGAUGGGCCCACCAGGCAGCGCGGGCGGCGAUGGUCAGGGCCAGGGCGCCGGCAAGACCACCCUCUGGAUGGGUGAACUGGAGCCUUGGAUCGACGAGAACUUUGUGCGCAGCAUCUGGUACAACAUGGGCGAGACGGUCAAUGUCAAGAUGAUCCGCGACAAGUUUUCUGGCAACGCUGGAUACUGUUUCGUCGACUUCUCGAGCCCCGAUGCUGCCGCCAAAGCGCUCACGCUCAAUGGGCAAUUGAUUCCCAACUCGAACCGCCCCUUCAAGCUCAACUGGGCCUCUGGAGGGGGUCUCGCCGAUCGCAGCCGCGAUGAGCGAGGUCCCGAGUACAGCAUCUUCGUUGGCGACCUGGGUCCCGAGGUCACUGAAUUCGUGCUCGUACAGCUCUUCCAGAACAAGUACCCUUCCACCAAAUCCGCCAAGAUCAUGUCCGACCCAAUCAGUGGCAUGUCGCGCGGCUAUGGUUUCGUGCGAUUCGCCAGCGAGGAAGACCAGCAAAAGGCCCUUACGGAGAUGCAAGGUGUCUACUGCGGCAACCGCCCCAUGCGCAUCUCUACCGCUACCCCAAAGAACAAGAGCGGGGGCCCUGGCGGUCCCGGCGGUAUGGGUAUGCCCCAGCAGGGUGGCGGUCCAGGCAUGGGCAUGUACUCGAUGGGUGCGCCUCCCAUGGGCUACUAUGGUGCGCCCCAGCCGAUGAACCAGUUCACCGACCCCAACAACACGACCGUCUUCGUCGGAGGCCUGUCCGGCUACGUGACCGAGGACGAGCUGCGUUCAUUCUUCCAGGGCUUCGGAGAGAUUACCUAUGUCAAGAUUCCUCCAGGCAAGGGAUGCGGCUUCGUCCAGUUCGUGCAGCGUCACGCCGCGGAGAUGGCCAUCAAUCAAAUGCAAGGCUACCCGAUCGGCAACUCUCGUGUCCGACUCUCUUGGGGCCGCUCCCAGAACAACUCGGGCCCUGCCGGCACUCCUUACCGCCCAGCACCACCUCCGCCAGUCUACGGCCCGGGCAUGGGCAUGCCCCCACAGCACCCAUAUGGCGGCGGUUUCCCUCCCAUGAAGGCAAUAAGCACAGAUUUCCCUCUCUAUUGCUUGCACGGCGCUUCCUCCAUGGUUUAUCCCGUUGGCUUAUUGCAAUGA
Plenodomus lingam JN3 is the source of this 1302-nucleotide messenger RNA. The record is from RefSeq and is a predicted model, not a curated record. Lineage: Eukaryota; Fungi; Ascomycota; Dothideomycetes; Pleosporales; Leptosphaeriaceae.